CUGGAAACAACUUGCAAAACAAAUAUGUUACUCUUGCUUUUAAAUGUAUGAGUUCUUUAUUUCAAAACCAUAAAAAUGUACACUUGCUCUGUAGACGAUAAAGAAGCAUGAAAUUUUAGCUUCAAUGGUCUUCUUGCUUUGCUAAAGCUCAUAAUACGGUCAUCCCUAUACCAACAGGAUACACUGGCGAUGGAGCAAACAUCUAGUUUUAAAGGGAGGAUAAACAAAAAUUACUCCCCAAAUGAUGGAGAGAAAUAUUGGGACUGGAUACACUCUGUUGAUGCGACACUUGGUCUACUAAGAAGCAGACCACGUGAUGCGAGCACUUACAGGGUUCCUACUAAACUCCGAGCAAUAAAACACGAAGCAUACACACCUCAAACAGUAUCCAUUGGUCCAUUUCAUCGACACAAGCCUGAGUUGCGAGCUAUGGAGGAGUUCAAAUGGAGAUACAUGUUAGCUUUUGUUGAUCGUGUGGUCAAAGCAGAUGUUGAAAAAACGCAAAGAAAGGAAUUAGAUGGCGUUUCUAGUGAACACUCCCCUGAAAUAUUAGCAUUAGAUAAGUGUAGCACAAUUGUAACAGAACUGGAAGAAGAGGCACGUGCAUGGUAUGCUGAAGACAUCAAUCUAGACAAGCAUCAAUUGGUCGAGAUGUUACUUGUUGAUGGUUGUUUUAUAGUUGAACUCUUUCUCAGGUGCAAAGUGACAGAUAUGCAAACGACUAACGAUGACAUUCGUGUAGCUCCCCAGGGCCAAGUCCCAUUUGUAUCGCUUGCAGGUAAUUUCACUAUGGUCCAAACUCUGGCACAUGAUCUGAUGCUACUCGAGAACCAAAUUCCUUAUGUCAUUUUGCAACAGCUUUUUAACAUUUUACAAGGUUCUAAGCAAACAUCAAAUGAUAUGUCACUUUCAGAGUAUGCCAUUUGGUUUUUUAACUCUGCACCAAUGUUACAUUAUAAAUUCUUGGAAAUUAUUAUACCAAUCGAUGACACCUGCACUCAUUUAUUGGAUUUGUUGCACGAUGCUUGCUUCUUCAGCUUCAAGAAGUUACCCUCUAAUUACUACCACAAAAACUGGGGUUUCAAAAGAUGUGCAACAGAACUCCUACAGUCUGGCUUUAAAAUUGUAUGUGGCAAUAGAUUGCUCAUAGUGGACAUUGCAUUUGAUGAAGGAGAGAUUGCUAUCCCACAAGUGAUCAUAGAUAAAUCAAGUGAUACGUUGUUUAGGAAUCUCAUUGCUUUGGAACAGACUAGCAUUGGCAGACAGGCUAUUACCUCGUAUGUCAAACUUAUGAGCAGUUUAAUUCGUUCCCCUGAAGACGCUUAUCUACUUGAACGGGCAGGUAUCAUCAUAACAUCAGAUGAGGUCGAGGACGCCUCUUCUUUCUUUAAGAGUUUAUGCAGGGAAGUUUUUUUCGUAGACUUCUAUUUUGAAGCUUUGUGUGAAGAGGUUGAGUAUUAUUAUAUUCCUCUCUGGAGAUGGCGCAGAGUGAAGGGAUAUUUUAGUAUCAUGUGGUUUAGAUGGAAAGAUUCUAUUAAGGACUUGGAACGAGAAUAUUUCAGAAACAAAUGGAGUUUUAUAGCAUUCUUUGCUGCAUCUUUUGUCAUCAUUCUAGCUCUCUUGCAGACUUUCUAUGCUGUUCGCUCCUACUAUCCUCCAUACCACUGAAACCGCAAAUUUGACUAAUUCCUUUCACUAUCUACUUGUAAUGAAUGUUUAAUAUAAGUUUUGAAUAAAAUAAAGCAUUGCAUUAGGUUU
This is a messenger RNA of Daucus carota subsp. sativus, 1758 nucleotides long. RefSeq names its product UPF0481 protein At3g47200. Lineage: Eukaryota; Viridiplantae; Streptophyta; Magnoliopsida; Apiales; Apiaceae. The record is from RefSeq and is a predicted model, not a curated record. The transcript has 2 exons. Bases 190 to 1668 code for a protein of 492 amino acids.